This is a messenger RNA of Pecten maximus, 4443 nucleotides long. Its product is annotated as tectonic-3-like. Bases 1 to 2733 code for a protein of 910 amino acids. Lineage: Eukaryota; Metazoa; Mollusca; Bivalvia; Pectinida; Pectinidae. Gene Ontology annotation, biological process: cilium assembly. The record is from RefSeq and is a predicted model, not a curated record. The transcript has 20 exons.
AUGGCGGCAAAGGCAAAACUGCAAGCGCGAGCUUGCUGUAGAAUUUAUGUUUUAUUAUUCUUAUUAUUUUCUUGUAUUUGUUUGACUCAUUCUUCUACUACAGCACCAACUACAACACCGGCGGCUAAUACAACAACCGUGAAUACAACCACUCCAACUACUACAACUCCAACAACAACUACUCCAACGACCACAACACCGACAACUACCACAACAGCGUUACCUACUCAGCCUCCGUCUCCUGUCGCUAUCAACACAGAUAUAGGGCCGUGUCCUUGUGACCUGACUGCAAGCGCAUGUGAUGUAAGGUGCUGCUGUGAUCCUGACUGUACAGCUAAUGACAUUAAAGCAUUCUCUUCAUGUAUACCAACUUCAGUCAAUGUUGAUGACCGCAUGUGUAUACAGUCUGAACUGCUGCUGAUGGAGAACACUCAGUACACCAAGGAGUAUACACAGGAUGGACUCUUCUGUAUAUACUUUGACAACAAUGCACAGAGAAAUUAUUAUGCAAAUCCUGACCUAGUGUCUGACACCACUACAUUUGAGAAUUAUUUGUACCGGUUCGCUGACACAAACUACCAACCUGGGGCCGUGGAUAAAACUCUAUAUGCCAAUGAAUACAAGAGUGGUGAUCCUGUGUUCGUUGUUUAUCAGAAUCUGGCCAGGGGUUAUCUAGGUGUACCCAAGGCUGUUGGCUCUACAUUUUGUUCAGACAGCAACCCAGCUGCAUUCCUGGAAGAUGAGUCGUCCCAGUGUGUACGUAAUGUGUACACCUUGGAUGCCAAUACUUGUGUGGACACUGUCCAGUGGAAAGCGUCCUCCUACUACUCUGGGAUCAAAGUCGUCACUACACCCUACCUAUUCAACUGGAUUGUGAACCAGACUGGAGUGACCAACCCAGCAGUUACUACAGCCCCACCACCCACUACCACAGCUCCUGUUGUCACCACAGACAUCAAUGCUACAACAUCCGUUUCUAAUACCACAACUCCAUCGGUGGUAACCACGGCUUCCACCGUAGUAACAACAACAGAUAACAGCACAGUUACCUCCCCUUCCCCUUCCAACACCACAGACAACGUAACCACGACUCCCCCUGUUCCCACUACACCUAUUGUACUUAUCCCAGUGGAUCUGUACAACAACACAUACACCGUCCCGAUAACCGUAGACUCCGUGACUUGUCAAGAUGUGAAUGGACAAGCCCUGACCUGUCCUACAAACAGCCCAAUUGAUCCAACGUACACCAGCGGGACAUGUAGUAAUGUCGUGCUCGGGGUGGAGUAUAUCCUUGGUUAUGGUAGUGGUAUACCGGAAUUUCUCGAGGAGACUCAACAGGUCGUGACCUCUGCCAGGGUCAGAUUGACCUUGGGAAAUAUCAACCAGGCCAGCUUACCAAUCACUCAGAAAUACAGCGCUAAAUUUGAAGGAGCGUCAGAGGCAAAUGUGGUAGAAAAGAGUGGAAACCCAGGGUAUUUGGUCGGAAAACCUGUGAGGGCUGGUGUUCGCUACAAUAUCGCUGGAAAUUCCAGUUUUGCCGUAUCUGAGAGUUUGUAUGAUCUGACCCUCGUCAAGUCAACCGGCUCUGGUGAUUGUGCUACAGGCUCGGCCAACCGAAUCCAGGUGAACUUCGGGGAAGAUGUUAGGACAGGCUGUCUGAUCAGGUUCAACUAUGACAAUGUGACCGAGUACUGCAGCGCAAUUGAACAACAGAUCAUCACUGCUUUAGAAGGUUUAGAUGGAGUGACAUACGACCCUGGUAACCGCUCUGUCGCUAUAUUUGGUAAUUCUGAUCCACUCGUCACUGGCGACUGGGUACCUAUCAUCAGGAACGCACCAACAGCUGCACAGUGUAUACUAAAGGUAUGCACAGAAGUUGGUAGGACUUUUAAUAAAGUUAUUGUAAUUUUUUUACAGGCGUCAGAGGCAAAUGUGGUAGAAAAGAGUGGAAACCCAGGGUAUUUGGUCGGAAAACCUGUGAGGGCUGGUGUUCGCUACAAUAUCGCUGGCAAUUCCAGUUUUGCCGUAUCUGAGAGUUUGUAUGAUCUUACCCUCGUCAAGUCAACCGGCUCUGGAGAUUGUGCUACAGGCUCGGCCAACCGACUCCAGGUGAACUUCGGGGAAGAUGUUAGGACAGGCUGUCUGAUCAGGUUCAACUAUGACAAUGUGACGGAGUACUGCAGUGCAAUUGAACAACAGAUCAUCACUGCUUUAGAAGGUUUAGAUGGAGUGACAUACGAACCUGGUAACCGCUCUGUCGCUAUAUUUGGUAAUUCUGAUCCACUCGUCACCGGCGACUGGGUACCUAUCAUCAGGAACGCACCAACAGCUGCACAGGUUGUCUCGACUAUUAGCGGUCCGACCUGUUCUGUGACAACUGGCAUGCAUGUCCAGAUUCUUUAUGCAAACAUUGGAGCGCUGAAUAAUCCUCAAAGGAAGAUCCUUGGUGUUCAGUUUAACUAUGAGGAGCCACAGCUUGUCACAUUUAAGUGUAUUGGAGUGUUUUGUUCACCCGGAAGCUCCGCCCUCACUCAAUCAGUGGAGAUUAGCCAAUCAGUUACCUUCAUAGAUGUAUCGGAGCCAAGCACAGGCUAUGUCGGAGAACCGCCAAUUUUCCUGGCCAAACUGCCAUACGAUUUCUUCUAUCCCUUCCUUCAGUCUGCUGGUCAGCGUGCGGUCAGUAGCAGUGUGUUACUGGUCACUUUGCUAUGUGUGGUCAAACUUAUGUUAUAGCAGUGGGUUUAAUUUUAAGUUCUGUAUUUAUUCAAUAAACAACUUCUUAAUGGAUAAUUUUGCAAAGCUGAAUUUUUUGUUUGUAAGAAAAAAGUCAGCAUUAUUUUAUAAAUACAAAAUUAGAUAUGAGGAAUUCCACUUUAUACAGAUGUUAUACUUUCCAUAGAAACAAAAAUAGUAUUUAACUUUGAGAUAUUCUUUACCAUCUUAAACCGACAAAAUCAAGAUCCCUGAUGUUGAUAAUUUCAAGAAAAACCUUGAUGAUGUUUUCUAUAAAAAGACCUCAUUGAUCUUUCCUAAACUAAAGUUACCUUUCAUCUGAUAAUAAUUGAAAUAAAUGUGCUUGAUGAAGUAUGAUUUUUUGUGUAUGAAUGAAUGUACAAGAUUGAAAAUGUAGUCUUUGGUUAAAUAUAUUAUUUAUCAUUGUAAGUAGAAUGAAUGUUUUCAGAUUCAGUUAGUCUUUGUGGAGUUAAUUAUAGACUGAUAUUAUGUGAACUUAUGGAUCUUCUCAUUAAAUAUAGGUAGAUACCUUAGUGCAUGUAUAAAUUCUGUUUUUGCUACACAUGUACAGAAUAGAUUUUUUCUGUAAAAGUACAUGUAAAAAGAUUAAUAUAUCAACUAUUAUUUAAUACUGUAUAGUAGCAACUAAUGCAGAUUGCAGAUCUUCAUGUUUGAGAGAAUGAAUGUAAGCAGAAUCUGUGUGUGAAUGUUGGACGUUAUAUUUUUAUACAUUGUGGAGUGAGCCAGGAUUGAAAUUAGUGUUGGUAAUGUAUAUUAGGAAAUAUUACAUAUCAAUUUUAGGUUGUAUAUAUAUAUAUUAAUUUUAAUACUUAAGUAGUUUGAAAUCUCAAUUUUAUAUUGUUGGCUGUGCUAUUAAAGUAUCAUGUGAGAUUUGGUGUGGAAUGUUGAAAGUUUCUCCAAUGUGUGGAGAAAUGAAAUAGUCGCCAAUGUGUAAACUGAAAUAAGCUUUCAAGCUUGUAUUCUAUACACAAUGUCAUAGUUCCUUCUGGAUCACCGCAUUAACAUAGGUACAUUUAGAUCACUUAAACAGCUGCGGCAAACUUGGACAGUGAAGAAUUGUUCAAUGUUAAGAAUAAUUUGGUUAUGCCUUCGUUUUCUCACAAAUGACAAAACCCGUAAUUACAAAGAAUUCAUUCUUUGGUUCUUUUUAGUCUGUGCCGAUUAUUGUUUUGGCACUUGGACACCAUUGUUAUAAAGAAGCCUAGUGAACUUAAUACUGUGUUUUUGUUUACAUGUUUCUGUGAUAAGUGGAAUAUGAAACAUUCCAUGAGCUGAAUAUUUUUUUUAAUACAUGUCUUGUUACGUACAACUAGUGGCCCGCAAAUUUCACUUUGAAGGGAAUUAAUCUUUUCUUAAAUGGAGAGUUUUGCUUUGUAAAAAUAGCAUUAAUAAAAGCCACUGUGUGGGGAGAUCAGAAAUUUUGUCAUAUUCUAAGGCGUCAAAAAAUACUGGGGAUGGUAUAUCUUAGAUUGUCUCCCCUUUUGAAUUAUGUAAAUUUACGAGCCAAGCUUCUGAAUACCAGACACAAAUAAAGAAAAAUCACAAGAUUUACAAUUUUGUUUUAAAGUGUAAAUUAUGAUUUGUAUGAUUGUAUAUUCAGACUUCAGUGCUGGUGUCGAAAUAACUACUUCCGUCCAUGAUCAUGUAUUUAUAAGAUCAUUUUAAAAAAUAAAUGGUUUUGUAUAUAAA